AUGAGCCAGCGCAUCCUCAUCCACCUCCGCGACGCGGCCGCGGCGCACAACCGCACCGUCACAACCCAGCUCGUCGUCUCCCGCGCCCUCCCCUCCGCGCACUCCAUCCAGCACGCGAUGCGCACCCAGCAGCUCUCUUCUAAGGAGCGCCAGCGCCGCGCGCACGCCCUGUCCACCGGCUUCGACCUCGACACGAACGACUACGGCGCGAUGGCGGAGCGCUCCGUGUACACCGUGUCCGGCAGCGGGCAGCGCUCGUGCGGGUGCUCGUGCGACUGCGGGUGGGCGUCCGCCGAGGAACGGGGCAGGGGUCGGGGGAGCCAUAGAAAGGGCAGUGGCAGGAGUCGCUCGCUGUCCGCGUCCGGGACGGGGACGGGCACUGGGUCGGGGACGAGUGGGGUCGGGCCGGUGGCGAGCGCGACGCUCGGGUCGGGCAGCCACCGCGGGAGCCGGCGCACGCGCGGGGACGAGGAGGCCGGCCAUGAGCACGAGGACGAUAUUGAGGAGGGAGAUGAGAGAGAUGAGAAGGGGGAGUGCCCGGAUGUGCGGGUGCAGAUCGAGGAGACGGUGACGGUCGAGGUCGAGUAUGACCCGGCUGUUUAUGCGCGCGAGUCGUACCGGACGCCGCGUGUGCUGUGGGAGGUGCGUGGGGGCGGUGGUGGGGACGGCGCGCGUGGGGAGACGCGUAGUUGGCGGAGUGCGGGGAGCGCCGCCGCACGGGCGGGAGAUGCGGGUCCGCCUUAA
Trametes versicolor FP-101664 SS1 is the source of this 744-nucleotide messenger RNA. RefSeq lists its product as uncharacterized. Lineage: Eukaryota; Fungi; Basidiomycota; Agaricomycetes; Polyporales; Polyporaceae. The record is from RefSeq and is a predicted model, not a curated record. Bases 1 to 744 code for a protein of 247 amino acids. The transcript is spliced from 2 exons.